Molecule: messenger RNA, 888 nt
Organism: Clonostachys solani
Lineage: Eukaryota; Fungi; Ascomycota; Sordariomycetes; Hypocreales; Bionectriaceae
Source: the annotation of a GenBank genome assembly
AUGUCUAUGGUACGAAGACAAGCCCGGCAAAGAAGGGACUACCUUCACCGGCGAGCAUUGGCUCUUCAAGAGAGCGCUACGGCUGAGCGACGAGCCAAGCUGAGAGAGUCUCUGGCCUCUGGCAAGCCAUUGGCCGCCGAAAUUGCCGACGACAAGCAACUGCGCAAGGACUACGCUUAUGAUGAGACGGCCGAGAACGAUCUCGCGCUGCUGGACGACGAGUACCAGGCUCUUUCCGGGAUCCAGGAUCCCCGAAUCCUUGUAACCACCUCCCGCUCGCCUUCGAGCAAACUCAACACUUUCUCCAAGGAGAUCCGACUCCUGCUCCCGACAGGCACAUACAUCAAUCGUGGUACGAUGACGAUGGCGGAGCUGGUACGUGCUGCCAAGGCUGCCGGCCUCACCGACAUCAUUCACUUGGGAGAAACAAGAGGCACACCUACCUCCAUGACGAUCAGUCAUUUGCCCCAUGGCCCAACUAUUUCAUUCAGUCUACACAACGUCAUGGCACGUCACGACCUUCCCGGGUAUCUGAAAGGCACCAUCCCAGAGUCAUAUCCGAACCUGAUAUUUGAAGGCUUCACCACAAAGCUCGGAAAGCGUGUGCAGCGCAUUCUGACACACCUGUUUCCCCCUAGGGACGGGGCGAUGAAGACUAGUAAUCGAGUAGUUACGUUCAAGCGGCUGGAGGACGACAGCAUCGAAGUGAGACACCAUAUUCACGUGCGAGUUGGCUUCGAUCAGCUCCAGCUUUCAGAAGUUGGACCACGGAUGACGAUGCGUGUGUAUGAGAUCAGGAACGCAACAAUCGAGGCUAAAGAGGGGGAUAUUGAGUGGCAGUACGCGCACUACACGAGGACUUCGAGAAAGAAGACUCAUCUUGGGUAA